Microthlaspi erraticum is the source of this 717-nucleotide messenger RNA. NCBI's taxonomy places the organism in Eukaryota, Viridiplantae, Streptophyta, Magnoliopsida, Brassicales, Brassicaceae. The record is from the annotation of a GenBank genome assembly.
AUGGAGAUGGAAGAAGAGAAGGAUCUACCGUUGGUACUAGGAAUCCCUUUCCUUAGCACAGUUGGAGCCUCAAUUGAUUUUCACAAGCAAGAAGUGAUUCUCCACAAGGUGAAUAGUUUGGUGUCUUAUCGCCUACAGCCUAGAGGAUCAGAGUAUUGUGGUACCGUUGAAAGCACACCUCUGAGAUCCAAGAGUCCUGAAGUUGCCAAGGUUGAAAAGGAAACAAGACUUGUGCGCAAUAAGGUUGAGAAGGACAAGGGAGUUGAUAAAGAAACAAGGCUUGCGAAACCACGCCUUGAGAGGCCAAGAGUUGAGCGACCACGUUCUGAUAGGCCACGAGCUGAUAGACUUGUCCAAGCGCCUUGUGUGCUUGAUGAAGAGAGCCUUCAAGCUUUCUUUGAUGAGCCACUAGGAAGGGCUCUAAAGGAAGGGGAGGAUGUAGCCUCUAAGGCAAGACCAGGUGAUAAGAGAAAAGAUCCACCAGCUCAGGCCCCUUCAGUCAAGCCAUCUCAGCUCACUAUGACCUUGUUUCCCACCAAGUAUGAAUAUGGGAAGAUUGAAUACAAGAUAAGGUACAAGGGGAGAUCAAGACCUUUCUCUAGAGCCAAGGCCUUGGUCACUUCAGAGAAAUCCAGGGACCCAACCAAGCUAAAGGAGCUCCUAUCCCAAGUCCUCACUAUCACCCUUGAUGGUGGGACUAGCUCAACCAAUGCCUAA